This is a messenger RNA of Puntigrus tetrazona (Sumatra barb), 1753 nucleotides long. It is a transcript of the gene pax1a, whose product is annotated as paired box 1a. Gene Ontology annotation, biological process: regulation of transcription by RNA polymerase II; anatomical structure development. Gene Ontology annotation, molecular function: RNA polymerase II cis-regulatory region sequence-specific DNA binding; DNA-binding transcription factor activity, RNA polymerase II-specific. The record is from RefSeq and is a predicted model, not a curated record. NCBI's taxonomy places the organism in Eukaryota, Metazoa, Chordata, Actinopteri, Cypriniformes, Cyprinidae. The transcript has 5 exons. The coding region runs from base 287 to 1357 and encodes 356 amino acids.
AUGCGCGCACACGCGCAGCCUACCAGAGGAAACCCUGGACCAAUGAAAUCAACCCAGCGCUCUCCGCGUAACCAGUUAGAUUGACGUGUAGGACGCGUCAAAUUAACUCCGGCGAACUUCACCCCGCGGGAUCAGACAAAUCCCUCUUUAACGGGAGAGGAUCGCUCGCAUCCCACUCCGCCGAGUUUGGCAUGUAGAAGCUUUGCAGCGGGAGUACACAAAAAGUUUUCCGAUCUCCGUUCAUCCGCCGAGGGGAGACUUUUAAAGGCACGCGUCGCAAGAGCAAAUGGAGCAAACCUACGGGGAGGUGAACCAGCUGGGGGGAGUUUUCGUCAACGGACGUCCUUUGCCCAACGCAAUAAGAUUACGAAUCGUGGAGUUAGCCCAGCUCGGCAUCAGACCCUGCGACAUAAGCAGACAGCUUCGGGUCUCCCACGGCUGCGUGAGCAAAAUCCUGGCGAGAUACAACGAAACCGGGUCCAUUUUGCCCGGCGCGAUCGGUGGCAGCAAACCGCGGGUGACGACGCCGAACGUGGUGAAAAACAUACGGGAGUACAAGCAAGGAGACCCGGGGAUUUUUGCGUGGGAGAUCCGGGACCGUCUUCUCGCGGACGGAGUAUGUGACAAGUACAACGUUCCCUCGGUCAGCUCCAUCAGCAGGAUAUUAAGGAACAAAAUCGGGAACCUCUCCCAGCCUAACCAGUACGAAAACGGCAAACAGGCACCUCCGCAGUCCGGCAUCUCUUACAACCACAUAUACCCGUAUUCGUACCCUAACGCGAUGUCUCCUACCGGGACCAAAAUGAGCAACCCUCCCGGUGUCCCUGUCACGGGCGGACAUGUGAGCAUUUCCCGCGGUUGGCCUUCGGCGCACACGGUCAGCAACAUACUGGGUAUUCGGGCUUUCAUGGAUCCUUCAGCUAUUGCUAGCGCUGAAGGAUACGCACCAAAAAUGGAGGACUGGGGUGCCGUGAAUAGAGCGACGUUUCCCUCUGCUCACGGAGUCAAUGGGAUAGACAAAUCGGCUAUCGAUGCGGACAUAAAAUACCCUCAGCCUUCGUCGACUCUGUCUAGUUACGUCCCAGCCUGCGCGUACUCUCCCUCCAACCAGUACGGAGUGUACGGCGGCCCGGCAGGCAGUUACGUGAGCCCUGGGCAUCACUGGCAAGCGCAGGGCAGCAGCCUGUCUCACCCCGGCGGAGGCGCAGCAAUGCACCCGAGCGACAUCCAUUCUUCUAUGGCGUUCAAACACGCGGCGCGAGACGGAGACAGAAAACCACCGAGUCCCCUGAGCAAGCAGCAGCACGAAGCCCUGAGCAACAUACACGGACUCAGCCUCUCUACCUCGUCCUCGUAACCGCGCAGAUUUAGAAAGCAAACCGUAAGUUGCACACCUUUCGGCGGCGUCGCGCUUUCCCGAGCGGAGAAUGCCGGAUGAAUGUAUCUUUACUGUAACUGUAACCGUGCGUUGUCCGGCGCUUUGCUCUUUUUAACCGUAAUGCUGGGUUGUCUGCGCUAUUUAUGACAGAGCAAAAAUGAGAUUGGUCCUACAGCUGAGUCACGCAUCGGUACAAUUUUUUUUUUAAUUUUUAUGCAUUGCAUAGACGUGUAUAACAAAUAAACCCCAUGUGAACAAAGUAAUAAACUGUUAAUGUAAAUACGAAGAAAGCUUUAGUUAUAUAUUUUUAUAAAUUCAUGUGUAAAUAUGCUAAAUAAAGGUAUUGCAUAAAAAAACAACAACAAAAAAAAUCGA